AGUUUUAGAACUUGACAUUUUUCUCAAAUGUCAUCACAUCGCCCUAUGGGGAAGGAUGGUGUAAUGUUUUCGCUCGAUUAAUUUUUAACUUUCUACCAUGGAAUCUAAUAAUACCGACACCGAUAUUGGUGAUAAGUGUAAUUCUAACGGCGACUGUUCACCGACGCCCAAAAAACAAUCUUUCGACUUGAAUAACGCUAAAAAUAUUGAUGACAUCUCAACGCCUUCCGAGUUAAAAUUUGAUGAAGAACCUGAUUACGAGGACGCUGAAGUGAAGGAGAAGAAGAGAGAUAUCGAGAAAUGUUUAGAGAACCCGGACUGUGUGAACUUGGAACAAUGGCAGAACUUCGCGAAGGGAAAAGCAGGGUUAAUCAGUGAUGACUACAGAAGGAAGAUCUGGCCGUUGCUAGUUGGUGUGACACAGGAAGAGAUGACAGAACCCCCGUCUUUGGAUGAAUUGUCCACACAUAUUGAAUAUAACCAGGUGGUGUUAGACGUGAACCGUUCCCUAAAGCGGUUCCCCCCAGGCAUUCCGUAUGAACAGAGAGUGGCGUUGCAGGAUCAGCUCACCGUACUCAUACUUCGGGUCAUCAUGAAGUACCCGCAUUUGAAGUACUAUCAGGGCUACCAUGACGUAGCAAUCACUCUCCUCCUAGUCUGCGGAGACAGGGCUUCGUUCCCCCUGCUGUGCCGGCUGUCGUACGGUCCGGGGGCUCCGCUGGCGCCCUUCAUGCAGACCACGAUGCAGCCCACGCAGCACCUGCUGAACUAUAUGCUGCCAGUUAUUAGCAGGGCUGAUAGGAAGCUCGCUGAGUGUUUGGACAAAGCACAAGUAGGCACGAUGUUCGCGCUACCCUGGUACCUCACCUGGUUCGGUCACAGCCUGAACAAGUACACAGAUGUGGUGCGUCUGUACGACUACUUCCUCUGCGCCCCCCCACUGUUCCCGGUGUACGUGACGGCCGCCAUAGUACUGUAUAGAGCAGAUGAGGUGCAUAGCUGUGAAUGUGAUAUGGCGAUGCUGCAUUGUUUACUGUCGAGGUUACCGGACGACUUACCUUUCGAAGACAUCCUGGUGACCGCAGAGAAGUUAUACGAUAACAACGACCCCACUGAUCUCGAACCUGAAGUCGCCGCGCUAGAGAGGAGAGAAGAAGAACAACGCAAACUAGACGAAGAACGUCUAAAACGCCGCCAAAUCGCGGCCCGCAACCGCAACACACUGACCUCCCGUCUCCGUCGCUACGUGCCGGCAGCGCUGCGCCGCUUGCCGCUGCCGCGCUACGUGCUGGCGACGGCCACGGUGCUGCUGGGCAUCUACGUGUACUACCGCCCCGACCUGCUGCUCAACAGAAGGCGCGAGAACGGCUUGGAAUUAUGACUGUAUGUAACGCGAACAGGAAUGAGGUACAAAAUAAAAUAGCAUAUUUAUCCGGGUUCCUGUUUAUUUCUUUUAACAAUCUCACAUUGUAUUUUCAACCAAUACAUUGUAAUAUAUGUAAUCUUUUCACCAAGUUCUUUGCUAAUUAUUUAAAUAAAACACCUUAUUUUAAUAUGGGUUGAUGAUUGCUCGCAGUCUUCAAGAAAUGUUUUUAUAAAUUUUUAAGUUAGUAAAAGAAAACUAAAUCUUUUACAGUUUGUUACUUAAUAAGUGAGUUGAUUUGACUGCGAGCUUAUAUUCUGAGAUGUAAAUGAAUGGAGAAUUAACUACUUAAAGCUAAUAUUAUAUAAAUAUUUAUUUGUUAUUCCACAGCUUAAGAGAAGUGUAGAAAUUGUAAAUUAGCACAUCGUGUUACUUAAUUCGGGGAUAAUUGUAAAUUAAAAGUCUAAUCUACCCAUUAGACUUUUAAUACAUAUAAAUGUUGAGAUAAUGAGUAGUUUUUGGUAAAAAAAAAUCGUUUAUAAACUCGUUACAAAUACAUAUAUUCGACAUUUAAAUCCGUGUACUCUUACAAAAGUAAAAAUAAAACAAUUCAUCAAUUAAUAUCGUACAUACAUAUACAUUGUAUAUGUUUUAAAAUCAAUAAUAAUAUGAAUCAAACAAUUCGUAAACACAACUUUACAAAUGGUUGAUUACAAUUUCUCGGAUUAUCUUUAAAAACAAACGUUUGAGAUACUUUGGUUUAUAUUUAUUUGAACAAUGUUAUUAUCUCAGAAAGAGUAUUUUACAAUAAUUUAUGAGUAUUUCUCGUACUCGUGCAUGUUAUCAACGGUUUUGAAGUAAAGAUAAAAAUAAAUACGAGUUCCCUUCGCAUUUAUUUUUCGUUAGCAGGUUGAAAUUUUAUGUACAUUGUAGGAUUAAACUUAAUAAACAAAUCAUAUACUGA
Messenger RNA from Helicoverpa armigera (cotton bollworm), 2327 nucleotides. Its product is annotated as TBC1 domain family member 20. Gene Ontology annotation, biological process: positive regulation of GTPase activity; endoplasmic reticulum to Golgi vesicle-mediated transport. The transcript has 9 exons. The record is from RefSeq and is a predicted model, not a curated record. Gene Ontology annotation, molecular function: GTPase activator activity. Gene Ontology annotation, cellular component: endoplasmic reticulum membrane. Bases 98 to 1381 code for a protein of 427 amino acids. NCBI's taxonomy places the organism in Eukaryota, Metazoa, Arthropoda, Insecta, Lepidoptera, Noctuidae.